AUGGCGACACCAAUAAGGGAGCUGCAGAAGCCCAGGCUCCCGGACCUGCUGGAAAUGGGCAGGCAACUUCUGGAGGAGGUAGAGGCCUCGACCCAACCCUCGGGCUCCAAGCUAAUCCAGGAUAAGGUGAAGAAGGGCUUGGAAUUCCUGGAGAAGGCCUCGGACAUGUUAUCCCAGCUCGAUCUGUUCAGCCGCAACGAAGACUGGGAGGAGAUUGCUUCCGCUGACCUCAAGUACCUGAUGCUCCCGGCCCUGCGCGGUGCGCUCACACUGAAGCUGGUGGGUACCAGCCAUCGCUUGGACCACCUGCAGGAGGCUCGAGAGCACUUCAUUGGCUUCCUAACCCAGACCCACAACUACCAUGUGGCCGAUUUUCAGCUGCCCUGGGCCCAGAGCAGCUCACCGGAAGGCAACGCCGCCGCUUCUGCCCUCCUGGAACACAACCUCGUUGCCAUGGCAUCCCAGAGGCAGGCCAAAAUCCAGAGGUACAAGCAGAAUAAGGCGGUGGAGCAGAGGCUGUCGGCCCUGAAGUCGGCGGUGGAGAGCGGUCAGGCUGAUGAUGAGCGUGUGCGGGAGUUUUACCUCCUCCAGCUUCGCAGGUGGAUUAACAUCAGCUUGGACGAGGUUGAGAGCAUCGACCAGGAGCUAGAGAUUCUGAGGCAAAGAGACACCUUCAGCGAGGCCUCCGCUUCUCCCUUGACUCACCAGGAGAGGCCUCCAGUGAAACCCUUCGUCCUCACUCGGAAUGUUGCCCAAGCACAAGUCUUUGGAGCUGGGUAUCCAAGUCUGGCGACUAUGACGGUGAACGACUGGUAUGAGCAGCACCAGAAGUGUGAGGUUUUACCAUCAGGUCAGGAAGUCGAAAAGCUACCACCACCACCACCACCACCACCGCCGCCACCACCACCCGAGUCCCACAGUUCAUCUCUGCAAGACGAGUCGGAGCUGGAGGAAAAGGAAGAGGAGGAGGAUGAGGAAGCCCUCCACAGGCUGCAGCAAUGGGAUGACUGGAAGGACACCCACCCUAGGGGCUAUGGCAACCGACACAACAUGGGCUAA
This is a messenger RNA of Cricetulus griseus (Chinese hamster), 1059 nucleotides long. Lineage: Eukaryota; Metazoa; Chordata; Mammalia; Rodentia; Cricetidae. The record is from RefSeq and is a predicted model, not a curated record.